Molecule: messenger RNA, 2329 nt
Organism: Solea solea (common sole)
Lineage: Eukaryota; Metazoa; Chordata; Actinopteri; Pleuronectiformes; Soleidae
Product: protein zyg-11 homolog
Exons: 14
Coding region: 45-2273 (742 amino acids)
Cellular component (GO): Cul2-RING ubiquitin ligase complex
Source: RefSeq, a predicted model, not a curated record
UUUUUUUUGGCUUCCUGUCGACUGUUUACUUUUUUUUUUAAACCAUGGAUGCUGAGGGCCCCCAGGCCUUGUGCAACCUCUGUCUGGCUCAGGUGUGCCACAGCCUGGACUUACUGUGCAGCAGGCGAGCAGAUGGAUCCAUGAGCCUCAACCGGGCUCCACACUUACCACAGGAGGUAGCUGAACAGCUGCUCCAUAAAAUGGCGACUACAGGAAUCCUGAAUGACACAACUGUUGGCAUUUUCCGAAACUGCAAAGAGCUCCGUCUGUGUCGAGCCUCCAUCCGCUACUGUCCAGUGUCUGCGGAAGCUUUCCACUUGGCCCUCUGUCCUCAUCGCCUGCAGGACCUAGACGCCUCCUGGGUCCCUGGGUGCAUCACUGGGGCUGAUAUUGUCUCAGGACUGGCCUCAAACGUGGAGUGCCGGGCCAGCCUGCAGAGGUUGACCCUCAGUGGUCUACAUUUGGACUGGGAGAUGCUGGAGGAAAACGAUGGUGUCCGUGUUGGCUUCAGCUCUCUGCGGGGUCUGAAGACGUUAAACUUAGCCAACACAGACUUGACUGAUGCUGCCCUUGAAGAUAUCUGCACUCUCCCUCAGCUGGAGGCUCUGGAUAUCUCCUGCACUGCUGUUUCCCAGCUGGAGGCUCUCCUCCAAUGCAAGAACACCCUGAGGUCUUUAAACGCACACCGGCUGCAGCAGCUGGAUAUGUCACCUGACAGGAUGCUCUUUGUCCUCAGCCAGCUUCAUGCUCUUAGGCAUCUGGACUUAUCACAUGACCACUUUGCUGGGGAUGAGAGAGAUGAGGAUGAGACGGUGCAGCAGCUUCUGGAGGGGAGUCCUCAGGUUCUCCCUCACCUCAUUUCUCUUGAUAUCUCUGGCAGAAAAAGAGUCACUGAAGCAGCAUUGCGAGUGUUUGUGGAGGCCAGGAGUGAGCUGGUCUUUCUGGGUCUACUAGCCACCAGGGUUUGCUCCAGCGAGGCGCUCUCAUCACGGAAAAAUCUCAAAGUGACCGGAGAGGCUAAUGAGAAACAGGUGUGUGAGGCCCUGAGAAGGUACAGAGACAGGGAGUGUUUCACACGAGAGGCCCUCAUCCAUCUCCACAAUCUAACCACAGACAUCGACAAACCACGGCCGGAUAUGCUAAAGCUGGUGCUGAGUGGGAUGCGGAGCCACCCCUCCUCCCUGCACGUCCACCUGGUGGCCACUGCGUGUGUGUUCAACCUGACCACUCGUGACAUGGCGGAGGCCAUGCCCGUCAGCUUGAUCACCGCCACUGUCGCCCAACUUCUGUAUGCUAUGAAGACCUUCCCCAGCCACUGGCAGGUGCAGAAAAACUGUCUGCUGGCUCUCUGCAGCGACUACAUCCUUCAGGAUGUCCCCUUCGACAAGUAUUCAGCAGCCACCCUGGUUAUUAACUGGCUGAGCAACCAUGAGGACUUGACUCUUCAGAGGAUGGCCGUUGCUGUCAUCUCCAUUCUGGUGGCCAAGUUGUCGACGGAGCAGAUUGCACAGCUCAGCAAGGACAUCUUAAUUAUGAAGCAGCUGCUGUCUAUCGUGCAGCAGAGGGCCAUGGUGGGAGUGGUGGACUCCACUCUGAAGUUUGCCCUCACCGCUCUGUGGAACCUGACUGAUGAGAUGCCCUCUGCGGCCCACAACUUCAUUCAGUGCCAGGGCCUGGAGCUGUACGCUGAGGUUCUGGAGACGUACCACGCUGAGCCUUCUAUUCAACAGAAACUUCUUGGCCUCCUGAACAACAUAGCCGAGGUGGAGGAGCUGCAGGCCGACCUGUUGGACGAGGAGCUGCUGGAACACGUCCUCACGCUCCUGCUGGAUUCCCACGUGGAGGUUGGCGUCCGUUACUUUGCCGGAGGGAUUCUGGCACAAGUCGCCUCCAGACCAGAGGCCUGGACCCUGGACAAGGAGCUCCACGAUACCAUCCUGAAGCAGCUGCACACGUCCAUAAUGACAUGGACCCCACUGGAAAGAGAAAUGGUGUCUUACAGGUCGUUCCGUCCAUUCUGCCCUCUGCUCCAGACGCGCCAGGCCCCGGGGGUGCAGCUGUGGGCUGUGUGGGCCAUACAUCUGGUCUGCAGUCAAAACAAAUCACAUUACAGCAGCAUGUUGGAGGAGGAAGGCGUGACUGAACUCCUGAAGGCUUUAGUCGCACAUCCGGACACGCACAGCGACAUUAAGGGACUGUCGGAGAGCGUCCUGCGAAUGGUAGAGCAACACCAGAGUCACUCUGGGGCCUUCAACAACCAGACGGAGCCUUGAAACUCCUGACAAAAGCAGAAGAGAACAUAUAAUAGUGUCAAAUAUGGGAAUUUUUA